AUGAGAUUCUCCGAACCAGUGGUCCUGGCUCUGGCUGAAAAGCAUGGCCGAUCUCCAGCUCAGAUCUUGCUCAGGUGGCAAGUCCAGCGGAAAGUGAUCUGCAUCCCCAAAAGUGUCACUCCUUCUCGUAUCCUUCAGAAUAUCCAGGUGUUUGACUUCACCUUCAGCCCAGAAGAAAUGAAGCAACUGGAUGCCCUGAACAAAAAUUGGCGAUAUAUUGUGCCCAUGCUUACGGUGGAUGGGAAGAGAGUCCCAAGGGAUGCAGGGCACCCCCUGUACCCCUUUAAUGACCCAUACUGAGAUCACAGCUUUCCUAGUUUCCGUUCCAGGUCUCCAGGUAUAAGAAAGAGGAAGGUAAUAAAGUCAUUGGAACAUCCACACAUCCA
Molecule: messenger RNA, 386 nt
Organism: Otolemur garnettii (small-eared galago)
Lineage: Eukaryota; Metazoa; Chordata; Mammalia; Primates; Galagidae
Product: alcohol dehydrogenase [NADP(+)]-like
Exons: 5
Coding region: 1-300 (99 amino acids)
Molecular function (GO): oxidoreductase activity
Source: RefSeq, a predicted model, not a curated record